AUGGCCGAUGCAGCGAGCGGAUGGCAAACUGUCUUGCCCAGCGCCCAUAGCCGGGUCGAGCGACUGGACAGGGCCCAGUUGGCAGUCUAUGAACGCCAAGCUUUAGAGUUGUGGGCAAAGGUUGAUGGUGACUGGUCUGGAUGCGGAAAACACACGUCAGACACCACCGAAGCCAAGAAGAUACAUCACAAGCUCAAGUCAACAAUAGUCCAGACCUUGGGUCGCGGCGGACAAGGCGAAGUGGAAAAACUCAUAUAUACACAUAAAAGCCGAUCUGUCGUUUUGGCUCGGAAACGAAUCAAGGGUGUAGUGGAUAUACUGAGAGAAGAAGCAAACAUCUUGGAACGGUUGUGCCACGAUCAUAUCGUGAGACUGAUUGGUACUUACGGCUACCACCAUCGGGAGCUUUAUCUCCUGUUAUGGCCAGCUGCCACACGCGACCUAGCUGGCCUUCUCAACGACCUCGACGAUCUUCGACACGAUGGCGGCGACCGGACAGAUAUACUCGAAAGACUAGCAGAGCUGGAGCUAUAUGAUACAAGUGCCAUUGACAAUCCAUACGCGGUCAAGGGGUUUGACAGCCUCCAUCCUAGUGGGUGUCCAUUGGAUUAUCUGCGUCGCAGCAUGGGUUGUCUUACCGGAGCGUUGAAAUAUUGUCACGACUCAGGCAUCAGACAUCUUGAUUUGAAGCCAGAAAAUAUCCUAGUAAGCCCCGGUCAGGUUCACCUGGCGGAUUUUGGUAUAUCUAGGGACGUACAAGCUCAAGAACAUACCAUGACCUAUCUUGAAGUUGGCACCAAGAAAUGGUUCGCGCCGGAGCGAUUCUCCAACUCAGGGGGCUGGUCAAUGAAGUCGGGUGGUGAUGUUUAUUCACUGGGGUUGGUCUUCUUAAAUAUUACCACCAUACUCUAUGGAGCUAAACAAGCCAAAAUGAUGGAUAUCCUGAAGCAAUUUGACUGGAAGAUCAAGCUCGAACAGCUUAAUGCUUAUCUCGAAGACGUACGAAAGCUGGCACUCGUGACGCAAGAGUUUGCGGACGAAAGUGCACACACAUUCGCCCCUAAACAUGUUGUCGGACUGAUCAGACGCAUGACCUCGUUAGACCCAGGGAAACGGCCGGAUACUGCGAUAGUAACCGAAGAGCUUAGCCGACUUGGAGGUCUUGAGCAGAUAUACCACAACACGUGCUGUAAAGCUUCGCCCAGGGCCCUGACACAGCUGUUCGACAUGAACUAUGCCAAAGUCUGUGGCGAACGAGACCACCUGAGGGAGGAUAACGAGCGCAUUCGGAGUCAUUGCGUCAUUCUCAAGGCAGCUGAAGAAACCUAUCAUAUGCGCUUGCAAAACCAGCAGGAAAAGCAUAGCAGAGACUGGGCGGUCUUGACGAGACAUCUCGAAGAAGCGAAGCAGUCCAAUAGGGAUCUCGAGGCACAACUUCAGCAGAGUCGCCGACACCGACCUGGCACGCAGUCGCAUGAGCGCAGCAGCAUCAGUGGUGGUCUUACAAUGCAGCCUCCGCGCCAACCUCACAGAUCGCCGCGGCAGGGCCACAGCAAGCCGGCAGUUUCGACGAUAAACGCAGUUUCAGCCCCGAGAAAUGUAUCGCCUGCUGCAACGCAUCGACCACUGCCGGAUAUGCGCAAGUCGACAGAUUCUUUGUCUGGUUACCCAUUACGAUCUCGAACCUCUGGAUCUCGACUUCCGCAACCCAUCAACCCAUCCACGCCAAUCAGGUCCGGGACACCAAGCACUCCUCGUGACACAAAUUCGACGGAUAGCACAAUGGGUAGUAUGUCUUCAUCGAUGUUCAGUCACAUCAGCAGACGGACCACAAGCAGCGGCCUUUCACCGAAUCCCAGUCCUAGUGCUUCCAAGAUACUUCCUGGGCCCGAAGCAUGCACAGCUGGACAACAUGGAGAUAGCGUAGCCGUCGCUUUAUCGCAAUCCAAGCUUCCGGCGCCACAAUUAGCAAGUCAGAUUCUCGUGUCUGAUGUGGUUCAUGAUGACGCAUCUCGAUAUAGCGACUCUGUGCAAGAUAGCGCCAGCCAAGCGGAUACGGAGCAGUCAGACUUAGUUGGGCCCUUCAAGGCCCCCUCGCUCCCGGUAGCCAAGAGCUGGGCUGCUAUUGCUGGCAGCAAAAAUGGCCCGGCCAACGUGAUCGGCGCCGCUGUAGCUGGCCGGAAGAAAAGGACCUGA
Truncatella angustata is the source of this 2196-nucleotide messenger RNA. Its product is annotated as kinase-like domain-containing protein. Gene Ontology annotation, cellular component: cytoplasm; autophagosome. Gene Ontology annotation, biological process: autophagosome organization; peptidyl-serine phosphorylation; protein autophosphorylation. Gene Ontology annotation, molecular function: protein serine/threonine kinase activity; ATP binding. The record is from RefSeq and is a predicted model, not a curated record. The coding region runs from base 1 to 2196 and encodes 731 amino acids. Lineage: Eukaryota; Fungi; Ascomycota; Sordariomycetes; Amphisphaeriales; Sporocadaceae. The transcript is spliced from 2 exons.